AUGGCGGUGUGGGUUCAAAGAGGGCUAGACCCUCAGCUGCUCACCAACAGAGGCCACGCUCUGGACACACCGAAUCUGCCUCAGGAGCUGCCUCCGGGACCCUCAGCAAAUAUCAAUACCACAUUCUUCGAUGGCACGUUUAAAAAUGUGGAAAGUGUGGCCGAAAUUUUCGACUGCCUGGGCUCCCACUUCACCUGGCUGCAGGCUGUCUUCACCAACUUCCCCGUUUUGCUCCAGUUUGUGAACGGUAUGAAGUGUGUCGCUGGCCUCUGCCCCCGGGACCUGGAAGACUAUGGCUGUGCCUGCAGGUUUGAGAUGGAAGGGCCGCCGGUGGACGAGUCUGACAGCUGCUGCUUCCAGCACCGCAGGUGCUACGAGGAGGCUGCUGAGAUGGACUGCCUCCAGGAGCCCACCAAGCUUUCCACAGAUGUCAACUGCAUCAGCAGGAGCAUCACAUGUGCGUCCCAGGACACUUGUGAGCACCUCCUGUGCACCUGUGACAAAGCCGCCAUAGAGUGCUUGGCCCGUUCCAGCAUCAAUUCCUCCCUGAACCACCUGGACCCCUCUUUCUGUCUGGCCCAGACUCCAGAGACAACCAGCAGGAAAGAUCUGACAACCCUUCUGCCCAGAGCAGUUCCUGAGGAGCCCACAGACCCCAGCCUGACAGCCCUCUCAGGAGAAGAACCAGGCCGAGAUCUGGAAGUCAUAGAAGCUGCUAGGGCCACAUCUCCUCCAGGAUCUGCAGAGAUUGCCGCCACGGCUAAAGGUGUCACCAUUGUCCCCGCCGGUAUUAAAUCUUUGGGGUUGGAUGUGCCAUCCCUCAAAAGUGGUCCUGAGAAGACAACGGGACAAGCCUGUGACAGGCUCACUUUCCUGCACCUGGGAAGCGGGGACCACACGUGGGUGAUGCCACAGCUUGGGGAGAUGCUCUUUUGCCUGACGACCCGGUGUCCGGAGGAGUUUGAGUCUUACGGCUGCUACUGUGGGCAAGAGGGACAUGGUGACCCAAGGGAUGCUCUGGACUGGUGCUGUUUGUUCCAUCACUGCUGCCUGGAGCAGGUAAAGACGCUGGGCUGUCUGCUCGAGAGGCCUCCUCGGUCACAGGUGGCGUGCGUGGAUCGUACACCCAAGUGUGUGGGGCAGAGCCUCUGUGAGAAGCUUCUGUGUGCCUGUGACCAGACGGCGGCCGAGUGCAUGGCCUCCGCCUUCUUUAACCAAAGCCUCAAGUCGUCAAACCAACAGGAGUGCCAGGGCCAUCAGGUACUGUGUGACAACAGCAUGCGUGGAGGGCCUUCGGCUUCUUCCCUUGCCUCCAGCUCCGAAGAGAACAGCGAGGAAGCCAUGCCUCUCAGGGAGAGCCUGAGAAGAACCAAAAGAUUUGCGCAGAAGUUACUUGGCCCCGCUGGGACCAGGCCACUGCGUGAGACAUAA
This is a messenger RNA of Trichechus manatus latirostris (Florida manatee), 1431 nucleotides long. It is a transcript of the gene OC90, whose product is annotated as otoconin 90. Bases 1 to 1431 code for a protein of 476 amino acids. Gene Ontology annotation, biological process: arachidonate secretion; lipid catabolic process; phospholipid metabolic process. Gene Ontology annotation, molecular function: calcium ion binding; phospholipid binding. The transcript has 13 exons. The record is from RefSeq and is a predicted model, not a curated record. NCBI's taxonomy places the organism in Eukaryota, Metazoa, Chordata, Mammalia, Sirenia, Trichechidae.